Messenger RNA from Sciurus carolinensis (gray squirrel), 3100 nucleotides. It is a transcript of the gene Afg3l2, whose product is annotated as AFG3 like matrix AAA peptidase subunit 2. Gene Ontology annotation, cellular component: m-AAA complex; membrane. The record is from RefSeq and is a predicted model, not a curated record. Gene Ontology annotation, biological process: protein-containing complex assembly; mitochondrial protein processing. NCBI's taxonomy places the organism in Eukaryota, Metazoa, Chordata, Mammalia, Rodentia, Sciuridae. The coding region runs from base 156 to 2576 and encodes 806 amino acids. Gene Ontology annotation, molecular function: ATP-dependent peptidase activity; metalloendopeptidase activity; zinc ion binding. The transcript has 17 exons.
GGGGCGGGGCCAAGGCGGACGCGCGCGUGGAGAGCGGGGGCCCGCGGCGAGCCGCCGGCCGCCAGCCUUCGCGCGUGGCUGUUGUCGACCCGAGCUCGCUUCCGAGCCUCCGCCGACGCCGCCGCACCUGCGCCGAGUGGGCCGCGCCGGCCGUCAUGGCGCACCGCUGCCUGCUGCUGUGGGGCCGCGGCGGCUGCCGGCCCCGCGGCCUCCCGCCGCUCCUCCUGCCCGGCGGCGGCGCGGGCCGCGGUGAGCGGCGCUGCCUGCGGACGCUUUAUCGAUAUGCUACAGCUCAAGCAACAACCAGCAGAAAUUCUCUUCUGAUAGAUGUAAUUGCUGCAUAUCAAAGAUUCUGUUCUCGACCUCCCAAAGGAUUUGAAAAAUAUUUUCCUAAUGGAAAAAAUGGGAAAAAAAUUAGUGAACCACAAGAAGUUAUGAGAGAAAAAAAAGAAUCAAAAACAGCUGCUACCCCACGCUCUUCUGGAGGAGGAGGUGCUGGUGGAGGAAAACGCCGUGGCAAGAAAGAUGAUUCUCACUGGUGGUCCAGGUUCCAGAAGGGUGACUUUCCAUGGGACGACAAGGAUUUCAGGAUGUACUUUAUGUGGACUGCUCUGUUUUGGGGUGGAGUCAUGUUUUACUUCCUCUUCAAGAGCUCGGGCAGAGAAAUCACGUGGAAGGACUUUGUCAAUAACUAUCUUUCUAAAGGAGUAGUAGACAGACUGGAAGUUGUCAAUAAGCGUUUUGUUCGGGUGACUUUUACACCAGGAAAAACUCCAGUUGAUGGGCAAUAUGUGUGGUUUAAUAUUGGCAGUGUAGACACCUUUGAGCGGAAUCUGGAAACCUUACAGCAAGAAUUGGGCAUAGAAGGGGAAAAUCGGGUGCCUGUUGUCUACAUAGCUGAAAGUGACGGCUCUUUUCUGCUGAGCAUGUUGCCUACGGUGCUCAUCAUUGCUUUUCUCCUGUACACCAUAAGAAGAGGGCCCGCAGGCAUUGGGCGAACUGGCCGGGGCAUGGGUGGCCUCUUCAGUGUUGGGGAAACCACAGCCAAGGUCUUAAAGGAUGAAAUAGAUGUGAAAUUCAAAGAUGUGGCUGGUUGUGAGGAGGCCAAGCUGGAGAUCAUGGAAUUUGUAAAUUUCUUGAAAAACCCGAAGCAGUAUCAAGACCUAGGAGCAAAAAUCCCAAAGGGUGCCAUUCUCACUGGUCCUCCAGGCACGGGGAAGACACUGCUAGCGAAGGCCACCGCUGGAGAAGCCAACGUCCCCUUCAUCACUGUUAGUGGAUCUGAGUUUUUAGAGAUGUUCGUUGGUGUGGGUCCAGCUAGAGUCCGAGACUUAUUUGCCCUUGCUCGAAAGAACGCCCCUUGCAUUCUCUUCAUUGAUGAGAUUGAUGCAGUAGGAAGGAAGAGAGGGCGAGGCAAUUUUGGAGGGCAGAGUGAGCAGGAGAACACACUCAAUCAGCUGCUCGUGGAGAUGGAUGGUUUUAACACAACAACAAACGUGGUCAUUUUGGCGGGUACCAACCGACCAGAUAUCCUGGACCCAGCGCUGAUGCGGCCGGGGCGCUUUGACAGGCAGAUCUUUAUUGGUCCACCAGACAUAAAAGGAAGAGCCUCUAUUUUCAAAGUUCAUCUCCGACCACUGAAACUGGAUAGCACCCUAGAGAAGGAAAAGCUGGCCAGAAAACUGGCAUCUUUAACUCCAGGGUUCUCAGGAGCUGAUGUCGCCAAUGUCUGUAACGAGGCUGCUUUGAUUGCUGCAAGACACCUCUCGGAUUCCAUAAAUGAGAAACACUUUGAACAAGCAAUCGAGCGAGUGAUUGGUGGCCUGGAGAAAAAAACCCAGGUUCUGCAGCCUGAGGAGAAGAGGACAGUGGCGUACCACGAAGCAGGGCAUGCGGUCGCUGGCUGGUACCUGGAGCAUGCAGACCCCCUCUUAAAGGUGUCCAUCAUCCCGCGCGGCAAAGGACUGGGCUAUGCUCAGUAUUUGCCCAAGGAGCAGUAUCUGUACACCAAGGAGCAGCUCCUGGAUAGGAUGUGCAUGACUUUGGGCGGUCGUGUCUCUGAGGAGAUCUUCUUUGGAAGGAUCACAACUGGUGCGCAGGAUGACUUGAGGAAAGUCACUCAGAGUGCCUACGCCCAAAUUGUUCAGUUUGGCAUGAAUGAGAAGGUGGGGCAGAUCUCCUUUGACCUCCCACGCCAGGGUGACAUGGUGCUAGAGAAGCCGUACAGCGAAGCCACCGCCAGGCUCAUAGACGACGAGGUGCGCGUGCUUAUUAACGAUGCCUAUAGAAGAACCGUCGCCCUCCUCACAGAGAAGAAGGCCGAGGUGGAGAAGGUUGCUCUUCUAUUGUUAGAAAAAGAAGUAUUAGAUAAAAAUGAUAUGGUUGAACUUCUGGGCCCCAGACCAUUCGCAGAAAAGUCUACGUAUGAAGAAUUCGUGGAAGGCACUGGCAGCUUGGACGAGGACACUUCUCUUCCAGAGGGCCUGAAGGACUGGAACAAGGAGCGAGAGAAGGAGAAAGAGGAGCCCGCAGGCGAGAAAGUCGCCACCCAGAUGCAAGGGUGGAGACCGUUUUAGCCAUGGCCUGUGUUUACAGUGGCCUUUUUACAGUGUUCCGGCUUUCAGGGGAGAACAGCACUGCUCAGCGGAUGCAGCCAGCAGCCGGCCCAGCCGGAAGUGUGGGCAAGAGGAGCAUCCCAGCCUCCCCUCAGAAGGCCGGGGAGGCUCUGCCCUGUGGCCUCUGCCUGCAGGCCAUUCCCUGGUACACCAACAGCAGAGCCAGGCGGGAGCAGCAGGGAUGGCAUCUGUGGCAUCUCCACAGUGAGGGAAGAGGACGUUUUUCUCUUUUCGUCACCCAUUCUUCAUUCCUAUUUCUCUUCAGUUUCUUUCUGCAGAUGGGCUUGUGAAAUUAAAUUGGAAUUCUGAUAAGAUUUUGAUUUGACUUAAUAUUUUGAAGAUUCAAUCCAGAUCAUUUGUUGCAUUUUAAUGGAAUGGUUUUUCUAUAGAGAACUGUAACAUAUUUAAAAAUGUGAAUGUAUUGUGUAAAUACGGCUUCGUUACAUCAAAAAUAAAAUGUAAACAUUGUUAUUUUUUUCCCUGAA